This is a messenger RNA of Trametes versicolor FP-101664 SS1, 2067 nucleotides long. RefSeq lists its product as uncharacterized. NCBI's taxonomy places the organism in Eukaryota, Fungi, Basidiomycota, Agaricomycetes, Polyporales, Polyporaceae. The record is from RefSeq and is a predicted model, not a curated record. Bases 1 to 2067 code for a protein of 688 amino acids. Gene Ontology annotation, molecular function: protein binding. The transcript is spliced from 10 exons.
AUGCCCCCUCGGAAGAAGCAGAAGGAUGGUGCAGCGGUCGACGCUGACGAAGCGCUCGGCGCGCCGAAGACGGUUGCCGUAACUCAGGUCAAACCCAAACGCGCCGUUCGCGGUCGCCGAGGGUUUCUCAAGGAUGUACCCAGCCUGCCGCUCGACGUGCUUCUCGAGCUUUUCAGCUUCUUGCACCCGCGCGACCUCUUGAGCAUCGCUCGCGCGAACAAGGCCCUACGUGCGGUCCUCAUGAGCCGCAAACAUGCGUACUGCUGGAAAGCCGCGAGAGCGCAGCUUGGCGACGAGUACCCGGAGAUACCCUCGUACCUCAGCGAGCCCGCCUACGCCGAUCUCCUGUUCUUCCAUCACUGCUACAACUGCACGAAGAAGAAUAUACGGACGGUGUACUGGGCGUUCUCCGCCCGUUACUGCAAGCCGUGUUUCGAAGCUAUGACCUGUUCGUACCCGAAAGAGCUAGUGAAAGAAGUGCGUGCCGUGCUUGAGGGCUUAUCGGAAUCACCUUUCCUGAACUCGCUCUGGAAUGAUUACCGCGUGCGAGACCCACGACACGAGCUGUUGGCCCACAAACCGGAGCUGGAGACGUUCGAGAGUACAUGGAAGGCGCUUUCGAACGUCGCAGACAAGCGGAAAUUCGUUGAGGAGCGGCAGACACGUGUCGAAACAGCACGAGCUACGCAUCGCAAACUUUACGGGCGAAGUGAGUUGGCUCGGCAGGACACCCGAUCAGGCAUGAAAUCCCAGAGAGAUGCCCGUUUAAAGGCUAUCAUGUAUCAGCUGCGAUCGGACGGGUGGAAGGAAGAACUGGAGUUCAUGAAGAAGGAGAAGAAGAUGGAAGUGCUGUCCAAGCACAAAGCCGUAUUCAAGCAAGAUAUGCUCACCGACGACGAGUGGGCCAGUAUCCGAGACGAGGUUGUGGCAGUGGUGGAGCCCUUUCGCGAAGCCCUGGAACAAAGCGUAGAGCGUAAGGAGCUCUUCGAGGACAGGGUCCAAGACCUCAAAGCGGCGUAUGACGACCAUAUGCGGACCGACGACGGCUACACACGCAGACGCAGACGCAUAUUGGCGAGCGAACAGGUGGCGCUUGUCUGUGACUUGGCAUAUCGGCCUGAAAUUAGAUCGCUCAUCGAGGCGACAUCCGACGAGGAAAUCGACGAAGACACGUUCAAACCGCUCAUCCAGGACUGUAUGGACAAGUGGGCGGCGGAGCAAAAGGCCGUCUUCGAAGAGAAGGCCAGGCGCGGACUCCAGAACUCGAAGAACCGGGCCGCCGCACAGGCACCCAACGUCCUCGACCUCGCCAUCGUCUCCUUCCACUGCACCGAAAAACAGUGCGUCUCGCCCUGGCCCCUCCGCUGGCCCGAGAUCCUUGCGCAUCCCUGCCUCCGCCCGAACCCAUGGCGUAGCAUUGAUGACCUGGAAGCAGGGCCCGACUUCGACUGCGUCGUUUGUUGGGAGGCUGAAUCGGAGGGAUUUCCCUUCAAGGCAGGCGAUAAGCAGGUGGCGUUCAACAAGAACGUCAAGGAGGUCCGAGAGGUCAUCUCCUGCUGUGAAGAAGACCCGACCACGGUGACGUACAAGACUAUGGAGGAGUGCCCUAUUCGCCUGAUGUGUGGGCGAUGUGCUAAGCCCGACCGGCGCGAGGUCUACGACUGGCUGGGAGCGGCUGCGCACGCGGUCGACCAUCAUAAGUCGAGCUACACAGACUGGACCCGGGUCGUGGGCGCUGAUGCCGCCCAAGCGAAGGAGCUCGCCGAGGUUCUCCACCUGGAUGUGGUGAAACAGGCGUACCGGCACCCGCUCUCCCGCCUCCAGUGUGCGUGGUGCCCCGAAUGGACCAUAGACGGCGAUGGCGACGCCUACGACCAAAUGCGCUACCACGUACACUCCCGGAUCAAGAAGCUGGUCCUCGGCGAGGAUCUCUACAUGGCGGUAGACCUGCGCGCGCGCGGCGCCCCGCCCGUGAUGAUGUUCUCCCCCACCCUGGCGGGCGAUCCGGACGUCGAGCUGCAGGUGAAGGAAGGCAAGGGCUUUUUCAAAACAAAUACACACAUGUGA